Cyclopterus lumpus (lumpfish) is the source of this 1505-nucleotide messenger RNA. RefSeq names its product charged multivesicular body protein 2A (gene chmp2a). Bases 172 to 834 code for a protein of 220 amino acids. Gene Ontology annotation, cellular component: multivesicular body; ESCRT III complex. Gene Ontology annotation, biological process: protein transport; late endosome to vacuole transport; endosome transport via multivesicular body sorting pathway. The transcript has 6 exons. The record is from RefSeq and is a predicted model, not a curated record. Lineage: Eukaryota; Metazoa; Chordata; Actinopteri; Perciformes; Cyclopteridae.
AACGCCACGACGUCAUUUCCGGGAACCGCAACGCGGAAGUGUGGGAAAAGGGAGGAGAAGAAAAAAAAAAACACAACAAAAUAAUCGUUCACAUUAGUGUCGCGUUGAAGUCGAAGAAGACGCCUUAAAACACCGUUUCACCUCCCGGAUCACCGUCUUUUUUUUUACACGAUGGACUUCCUGUUCGGGAAGAGGAAGACUCCGGAGGAGCUGCUGAGGCAGAACCAGAGGGCGCUGAACCGAGCCAUGAGGGAACUGGACCGGGAGCGGCAGAAACUGGAGCAGCAGGAGAAGAAGAUCAUCGCCGACAUCAAGAAAAUGGCCAAACAGGGACAGAUGGAUGCCGUCAAGAUCAUGGCCAAGGAUUUGGUUCGCACGCGGCGCUACGUGAAGAAGUUCAUCAUGAUGAAGGCCAACAUCCAGGCCGUCAGCCUGAAGAUUCAGACGCUCAAGUCCAACAACAGCAUGGCGCAGGCCAUGAAGGGCGUCACCAAAGCCAUGGCGACCAUGAACAGACAGCUGAAACUGCCGCAGAUUCAGAAGAUCAUGAUGGACUUCGAACGCCAGAGUGAAAUCAUGGACAUGAAAGAGGAGAUGAUGAACGACGCCAUCGACGACGCCAUGGGCGACGAGGACGACGAGGACGAGAGUGACGCCAUCGUGUCCCAGGUGCUGGACGAGCUGGGUCUCAAUCUGUCCGACGAGCUGUCAAAUCUUCCCAGCACCGGGGGAAGCUUGUCGGUGGCCGGGGGAAAGAAGGCGGAGCCCCAAGCCGCCCUGGCCGACGCGGACGCCGACCUGGAGGAGCGGCUGAACAACCUGCGGAGAGACUGAACCGCACGGAGCGACGCGGUCGUUCCUACAGACGCAAACGUACUCCAAUCUCUGUGUUUUUAUAUCCUGUUGAAGGGUCAACUGGCCGAACACUCGCUGCUCCGGCUGUGUUUAUAAAGGUGUGUGUGUGUGGCUUCUCUUUGUGUUCUGAGGUGGUUUUUUUUUCAUUUAACGCGUGUGUAUAAUGUAUUUUAUCAACAACAGAAAAAGGAAUAAACCUACGAGAGUCGUUAUGCUCCACGGGUCCUCAGUCGGUGUAAAUAAUAACUCCUGGAGGCUUGAGGUUAAAGCAACACUACAAACAAAGAGUUUAAAAGAACCCAAAGUUGGUAACGGGACAGAAGUGGAUGUUUUAUAUGUCGGGCUGGUUUUUGGCGUUCUUUGUAUCCUCAUCUUCUAAAACAGUUUUAAGCCCCGAUGAGAGCUUGUUGACGACUUUUGCUGUUGUUUACUCUGCUGACAGUCGUCGGGGCUCAGCUGAAGAUCUCAUCAGUCUAAAUUCACCAAUGGGAUGCUUUAUUUUACACAAAUAUAUGAAGAAAUCAAGGUUCAUGCAGCUGACUCUUCGCCAGUGGAAAGACGAUGGUGUCGGCUGUGUUAUUGUUUGUCCUGUUUUUGCUUUUCUUUAUCCAAUAAACUUUUUUUGUUGUUUUCUUCCAUGAUUUAACUCA